Molecule: messenger RNA, 914 nt
Organism: Tupaia belangeri chinensis (Chinese tree shrew)
Lineage: Eukaryota; Metazoa; Chordata; Mammalia; Scandentia; Tupaiidae
Product: interferon-induced transmembrane protein 3
Exons: 3
Coding region: 1-435 (144 amino acids)
Biological process (GO): response to interferon-alpha; response to interferon-beta; host-mediated suppression of symbiont invasion
Cellular component (GO): plasma membrane
Source: RefSeq, a predicted model, not a curated record
AUGAACCACACUUCCCAAACCUUCUUCACUCGCGCCAGCGCCGGCUCUCCCCCGAACUAUGAGAUGCUCAGGGAAGAGCACGAGGUCGGGGCGCCCCCGCCCGCGGCUCCAGUGACGUCCACCGUGAUCAACAUCCGCAGCGAGACCUCGGUGCCCGACCACGUGGUCUGGUCCCUGUUCAACACGGUCUUCAUGAACUUCUGCUGCCUGGGCUUCAUCGCCUUCGCCUACUCCGUGAAGUCUAGGGACAGGAAGAUGGUGGGCGACGUGAUCGGGGCCCAGGCCUACGCCUCCACCGCCAAGUGCCUGAACGUCUGCGCCCUGGUCCUCGGCGUCCUCAUGGUCACUGCUGUCAUCAUUUGUCUCGUUAUCGAACCAGCGAUAAUCCACCAAAUGAUUGCAGAGAUGAAAAAAUAUUUCGAGGGCUUCCAGUAGCUGCUCAUGGUCCCUGUGAAGCCCUGCUGGCCUGUCUGGCUGUGGCCAUGGCCUCCCCUCCACACCCCUGCACUCUCUGCUGCCCCGCACUCCCGCUCCGUUCACAUGGUAGUUACACUCCUGUGUUUGUCUGCAAUGGGAUUCAGUAAAGUGCAUGUGUGUGUGGGUGAUGGGGCUGUGACAUCAGGAGGGGACACAGGAGCAGGGGUGAUCAGACCCAGCACCGCAGUGAGUUUGGCUUCCUGUUCGCAGCCCAUGGAGAGUGAGAGACUCAGCCGGCCGUCGGAUGUAGGAAAGCCAGCAGAGUUUAUUCAGUGAGAGAAGGAAGGGAAGCCCUCCACAGUGUGAGCAGCCCCUGAAGGAGCCGGUGUCUGAGUUCUAUGAGGCCUUCUUGGGCAAAGGAGUGGGGCCAGUAGGUGGCAUGGUGGUUAAGGUGCCGGACUCCCACAUGCCUGCCAGUGGUUCAAGUCCUGGACUUG